This is a messenger RNA of Laccaria bicolor S238N-H82, 1032 nucleotides long. RefSeq lists its product as uncharacterized. Gene Ontology annotation, biological process: cellular response to amino acid starvation; positive regulation of TORC1 signaling. The record is from RefSeq and is a predicted model, not a curated record. NCBI's taxonomy places the organism in Eukaryota, Fungi, Basidiomycota, Agaricomycetes, Agaricales, Hydnangiaceae. Gene Ontology annotation, cellular component: Seh1-associated complex; nuclear pore outer ring. Bases 1 to 1032 code for a protein of 343 amino acids. The transcript has 8 exons. Gene Ontology annotation, molecular function: structural molecule activity; protein binding.
AUGAUACAAACAGGCCUCAUCCCAAACGCGCACGGCGACCUCGUAACUGACGCGUCGUACGAUUUUUAUGGCUUGAGGCUCGCGACGUGUAGCCUGGACCAGCGAAUCAAAAUAUGGCAACUAGAUGAAGCCAACGGAACAUGGAGCACAGAGGACGACUGGAAGGCUCACGAUGCCGCUGUCUCUAAGAUCAGCUGGGCUCAUCCCGAAUUCGGCUCUAUCAUUGCCUCAUCGUCAUUUGACCGUACAGUGAAGGUGUGGGAGCAAGCGGCCCCAGCGGCGGCGGCGGACCAACAGACAAAUGCAAACGCGGGUGGGCAAUCAUCUUCAAGGUGGAUAGAAAGGGCUGUUUUGCCUGAUGCUAGAGGAACUGUCAGAAUGGUAGAAUUCGCACCGCAUCAUUUUGGGUUGAAAUUGGCUUCAAUUGCUUCUGAUAGCAUCCUUAGGAUACACGAAUGCCUCGAACAGCCCUCACUUACAUCUUGGCAGCUCGUGGAAGAAAUCGAUGUCCAGACCGUCGCUGAUGGUGGGUGGUGUUUGUCGUGGUGCAAAGAUCGGUAUUGGGGAGAAGUGAUAGCCGCUGGAUGUGGGACAAGUGGGACCAUAAAGACCUCUACAGCAGUAGAAACAACUAAUACGCCCUCCUCAACCGCAUACGCCAUUACCUCAGUGGCAUGGGCCCCUUUAUGUGGGAGGUCUUACCAUCUCAUCGCCACUGGUGGGCGGGAUGGCCAUGUGAGGAUAUGGAAAGUCAAACCCGGAUCUGACGACGCAGCGGAAGGCGACCACGAAGCUGCGAAAUGGACAGCUGCGUCUGUGGCUGACUUUGAUCAUCACAAGUCGGCUGUUGGUAGAGUGGAAUGGAACAUCACUGGUACGGUAUUGUCGUCUGCAGGCAACGAUGGUCGUAUUCGUUUGUGGAAAGCUACUGCUGGAAAUGUAUGGAGGCCUGCUGGGAGUGUUGGGGUUGAACAAGCGACGGGAGAAACCAGUACACAGACGGAAAAUAAGGAUGUUGAUAUGGAUACUUGA